This is a messenger RNA of Trypanosoma cruzi, 558 nucleotides long. RefSeq lists its product as uncharacterized. Lineage: Eukaryota; Euglenozoa; Kinetoplastea; Trypanosomatida; Trypanosomatidae. The transcript has a single exon. Bases 1 to 558 code for a protein of 185 amino acids. The record is from RefSeq and is a predicted model, not a curated record.
AUGCUGCGUCUUACAUUAUUUCUGCAGCGAAAGACGAUUCAGUCGUACCCUGUCCCACCAAAAACUCGACAUUUCAACCGUCGCUGGAGCAGCUCACGAACGAACUCCUAUAACCGACAGUAUUGGCGCAUUGUGAUGAAUGAAAACUAUUCCCGGCCCUCAUUUUGGGUCUCGGACUUCCGUCACCGCUACCUCAUGCGGACAGGAUCGGACUUCCAGGGGCAGGUGCCCGCCUCCCCACAGCCAGGGCUGUACCAGGGAUUUAGCGAUGUUCACAAGCUUUUAGCAAACCAUCCAAAGCCUCAGAGGGAGUCUCGUCAUCUGCCGGUGAUGCCAAUGACUCCGCGCGUUGCUUUUGAACAUGCAAAUGAAAAAAAGAUUGACUUUGCAAAAAAGAUGCGCAGUGACAGAAGAAGAGUUGAAGAACUCAAGACCUUGGAAUUUUGGGGAUGGUAUAUGAAACUGCAGCGUGUCCGUGGUCGAUGGUGUCGGGAACAAGGAGUUUCUAGUCGUGGUGUCUACGGUCCUGCUGUAGACGCGGCAGAGUUGUGGGGUUAA